AUUUUGUUUUAAUAACGAAUUGAAUUCACGAUUUAUAAGUAUUUUAGAAGUGAUUACAAGUCGAGUCUGAAGAAAAUGAAGAAAUUACGUACGUUAUUGUAUCUUCAAAAUCAAAGCAGGUAUGAAAGUAUUCGUACUGUUUCUGUUGCUUCGGACUCAAUAAAACCUUUUGAAGAGAUUCCGGGCAUCUCUAAGGUUCCGAUAAUAGGUGGUCUGCACCAUUUUUUACCUUUCGUUGGUACUAUUGGUUUCAAAGAAAAUUUUCAUGACUUAGUAAAAAUACUGCAUAAGAAGUAUGGGACAGUUGUGAAAUUGGAGGGCAUCGCGCCGAGGGCUACACUUUUGGUGUUGUUCGAGCCGCAACAUUUUGAACAGGUUUACAAAGCAGAAGAAUAUAAUCCACUGAGGCCAGGGUUCGAGACCAUAGAAUAUUACAGAGAAGUGUUGAGAAAAGAGAGAUUUGGCGGUUAUUUCGGCUUAACGUCAGCGCAAGGACCUCAAUGGCGAGAUUUCAGAACAAAGGUGAAUCCGGCUUUACUCAAACCGAAGCUGGUGAAAAUUUACGCUCCAGGGUUGGGAGAAAUCGCCGAAGAAAUGGUGGAAAGGUUAACAAGGCUUAGCAAAGAGGGCGAUUACCUUCAAAACAAUUUCGGCCUCGAAAUAAUGAAGUGGUCUUUGGAAUCUUUGGCCCUUGUCAGCCUGGGAACAAGACUCGGCUGCCUUCAUGACAACCUCGGCGAGGACCACCCUGCCAGACAAUUGAUAAAGUGUAGCAAUGAUAUUUUCGAGCUGUCCUUUAAGUUAGAAUUCUUACCUAGUUUGUGGAAGUACAUCGCGACACCAAACUUUAAAAAGCUUAUGAAGACUUACGAUUUGCAAUGGGAUAUAAGCGCAAUGUAUAUAGAUGAAGCUAAGAAACUCGCUAAAGAGAGAGGCAGUGAUGUGCCGGAGGAAGACAAGUCUAUACUCGAGAAACUGAUUGCCAUUGACGAAAGAGUAGCUAUCCUGAUGGCCAAUGAAAUGUUGAUGGCUGGCAUUGACACGGUCUCGUUCACCAUAACCAGCAUCCUCUAUCACUUGGCAAAAAAUCAGCCGGCGCAGGAUAAAUUGCGUGAAGAGAUCCGUACUGGGGAAUCGAGACGGUACCUGAGGGCUUGUAUGAAGGAGUCCUUGCGGAUCUGGGCCGUGGUGCCUUCGAAUCUGAGGCGGACGAGCAAGGAGCAUGUUGUGGGUGGUUACAGAAUACCUGUCGGGAUUGACGUGAUCGCUCCAAACGAAUACUUAUCCGGCCUCGAUAAAUACUACCCACGAGGAAAGGAGUUCUUACCAGAAAGAUGGUUAGUCGAAAAGACAGAUCCUUUGUUCCACGGUAACGCUCAUCCCUUGGUCAACGCGCCAUUCGGAAUAGGAGUGCGGUCUUGCAUCGGCAGAAGAAUUGCUGAGCUGGAGAUUGAGGUGUUCCUUACUAAGUUAUUGGUCAAGCAAAAGGUUACUUGGACUGGCCCGCCAAUAAAGGUUGUUACGAAAGUUAUAAAUUCUUUUGCGAAACCAUAUUACUUUAAAUUUGAAAGUGUUUGAUGACCUGUUAUUAAAAGAAUGCA
This is a messenger RNA of Cydia amplana, 1601 nucleotides long. Its product is annotated as cytochrome P450 CYP12A2-like. The transcript is spliced from 9 exons. Gene Ontology annotation, molecular function: heme binding; iron ion binding; oxidoreductase activity, acting on paired donors, with incorporation or reduction of molecular oxygen. Bases 76 to 1578 code for a protein of 500 amino acids. Lineage: Eukaryota; Metazoa; Arthropoda; Insecta; Lepidoptera; Tortricidae. The record is from RefSeq and is a predicted model, not a curated record.